Molecule: messenger RNA, 411 nt
Organism: Penicillium concentricum
Lineage: Eukaryota; Fungi; Ascomycota; Eurotiomycetes; Eurotiales; Aspergillaceae
Product: Initiator tRNA phosphoribosyl transferase
Exons: 1
Coding region: 1-411 (136 amino acids)
Biological process (GO): charged-tRNA amino acid modification
Cellular component (GO): cytoplasm
Molecular function (GO): tRNA adenosine(64)-2'-O-ribosylphosphate transferase activity
Source: RefSeq, a predicted model, not a curated record
AUGGGCUCCGAUACUUUCUCGACCCUAGAGUCCCUUCAUUUCCCGGAGCAGCUGUCAAUCUCCCAGACACUUUCGUCUCUGUGUCGAUCGGCGCUGUCCGUCGCCAAUCGGCUCCAGUCUAUUAAAACAGAUGCCACCUUUGCGCAGGAGGUCGCUGACCACUAUGGCUUACCACUGGUUGCUAAUGAGCGCUGCGGAAGCUGGUAUAUUCCGCCAAUGGCCAAAGCUGGCAGCGCUUAUUUCAAGAGCACCGAUGGCCACACCGGCCAGGGGAAAGCCUGUAUCACUAUCUACCUUACACGAACAAACGACAUUUUCGUUGGGUUUAGGAGCAUGGCUCGAGUGUGUCUCAGCAUUCUUCGAGGAAUAUGCCCUCAUCCGCCAGACGAGUGUCGCCGAUCUCGAACCUGA